Messenger RNA from Ziziphus jujuba (common jujube), 1375 nucleotides. RefSeq names its product cytochrome f. Lineage: Eukaryota; Viridiplantae; Streptophyta; Magnoliopsida; Rosales; Rhamnaceae. The record is from RefSeq and is a predicted model, not a curated record. Gene Ontology annotation, molecular function: electron transfer activity; iron ion binding; heme binding. Gene Ontology annotation, cellular component: photosystem I; thylakoid; thylakoid membrane. Gene Ontology annotation, biological process: photosynthesis.
AUGGAUCGAUAUCGGGAUGAAUUUCUGAAAUGUAGUGGUUAUGAUCGAUUCAAUAUAAAAGAAGGAAUAGUGUGUAUUUUUCGUUGGGGAUUUCCUGGAAAAAAUAGUCGCAUCUUCCUCCACAUUCAGUCCAUCAAAAUAGAAGUUAAAGAGGGUAUUUAUGCUCGUCGUGCCCGUUAUAUGGAAAUCAGAGGCCAGGGUUCCAUUCCCUUGACUCGUACUGAUGAGAAUUUAACUCUACGAGAAAUUGAGCAAAAAGAUGCCGAAUUGGCCUAUUUCUUGCGUGUACCAAUUGAAGUCAUGCAAACUAGAAAUACCUUUUCUUGGAUAAAGGAAGAGACUACUCGAUCUAUUUCCGUGUUGCUCAUGAUAUAUAUAAUAACUUGGGCACCCAUUUCAAAUGCAUAUCCCAUUUUUGCACAGCAGGUUUAUGAAAAUUCACAAAAAGUGACCGGGCGUAUUGUAUGUGCUAAUUGCCAUUUAGCCAAUAAGCCCGUGGAUAUCGAGGUUCCACAAGCGAUACUUCCUGAUAUUGUAUUUGAAGCAGUUGUUCGAAUUCCUUAUGAUCUGCAACUGAAACAAGUUCUUGCUAAUGGCAAAAAAGGAGCUUUAAACGUAGCGACUGUUCUUAUUUUACCUGAGGGGUUUGAAUUAGCCCCUCUCGAUCAUAUUUUGCCCAAGAUUAAAGAAAAGAUAAGCAAUCUAUCUUUUCAGAGCUAUCGUCCCACUAAAAAAAAUAUUUUUGCGAUAGGUCCUGUUCCUGGUCAGAAAUAUAGUGAAAUCAUAUUUCCUAUUCUUUCUCCGGACCCUGCUACUAAGAAAGAUGUGCACUUCUUAAAAUAUCCCAUAUACAUAGGCAGCAACAGGGGACGGGGUCAGAUUUAUCCCGACGGAAGCAAGAGUAACAAUAAUGUUUAUAAUGCUACAGCGUCGGGUAUAGUAAGCAAAAUCAUACGAAAAGAAAAAGGGGGAUACGAAAUAACCAUAGUGGAUGCAUCGGAUGGAUGUCAAGUGGUUGAUAUUAUCCCUCCAAGACCAAAACUUCUUGUUUCAGAGGGAGAAUCCAUCAAACUUGAUCAACCAGUAAUGAGCAAUCCUAAUGUGGGUGGAUUUGGUCAGGGGGAUGGAGAAAUUGUACUUCAAGAUCCAUUACGUGUCCAAGGACUUUUGCUCUUCUUGGCAUCUAUUAUUUUGGCACAAAUAUUUUUGGUUCUCAAAAAGAAACAGUUUGAGAAGGUUCAAUUGUCCGAAAUGAAUUUCUAGAUCCGAAGAUUUAUCCCUACCAAGCUCUAAAAAGAAUCCAACUUUUGUCGCCAAUUAUGUUAUGUAAUUAUGGAUGAUUAAAAAAGUUCUGAAAAGCUUCUUGUUUUUUCAU